CUGCACAGUAAGAGCCUCAUCAUCUCUCUCUUUUCUUUUGAGGUCAUGAAACGUGUACGCACAGAACAGAUUCAGAUGGCAGUGUCCUGCUACCUCAAGCGCCGUCAGUAUGUGGACUCGGAAGGUCCCCUAAAACAAGGGCUGAGGCUGUGUCAGACUGCUGAAGAGAUGGCAGCUAAUCUCACAGUCCAAUCUGAAUCUGGUUGUGCCAACGUUGUGUCUGCAGCUCCCUGCCUGGCGGAGCCACAGCAAUAUGAAGUACAGUUUGGACGAUUACGCAACUUUCUCACAGAUUCGGAUUCUCAGCACAGCCAUGAAGUGAUGCCUCUUCUGUAUCCCCUCUUCGUCUACCUCCAUCUGAACAUGGUCCAGAAUGGCCUGAAAAGCACAGUGGACAGUUUUUACAGCCGCUUCCAUGGCAUGUUCUUGCAGAAUGCCAGCCAGAAGGAUAUCAUUGAGCAGUUGCAGACUACCAUGACUAUUCAAGAUAUCCUGUCCAACUUGAAGCUCCGGGCUUUUCUGGACAACAAGUACGUCAUCCGCCUUCAAGAGGACAGCUACAACUACCUUCUUCGCUACCUCCAAAGUGACAACAACAACGCCCUGUGCAAAGUCCUGACCUUGCACAUUCACCUGGAUGUGCAGCCCGCCAAGAGGACUGACUACCAGCUCUACGCCGGUGGGAGCUCCUCGCGCAACGAGAGCAACGGCCUGGAACCCAGCGAGGUGCCGGCUUCCAUUCUGCAGAACGAGGCGGCGCUGGAUUUACUGCAGGACAGCAUUAAACGUGUCAAGGAUGGGCCCCCUUCCUUAACGACCAUCUGUUUCUAUGCCUUCUACAACACGGAGCAGUUGCUGAACACUGCAGAGAUUUCACCAAACAGCAAGCUGCUCGCUGCGGGGUUCGAUAAUUCGUGCGUGAAGCUGUGGAGCCUGCGUUCCAAGAAGUUAAAAUCUGAGCCCCACCUCGUCGAUGUGUCCCGCAUCCACUUGGCUUGUGACAUCCUGGAUGAGGAGGAGGAAGAGGAUGACAGUGCAGGCACAGAAAUGAAGAUCCUGAGAGGACACUGUGGGCCUGUGUACAGCACGAGGUUCCUUUCAGACAGUUCGGGACUCUUAUCUUGCUCUGAGGACAUGUCCAUCAGAUACUGGGACCUCGGGAGUUUUACAAACACUGUGUUGUACCAAGGACAUGCCUAUCCUGUCUGGGAUUUGGAUAUUAGCCCCUGCAGCCUGUACUUUGCCAGCGGUUCCCACGAUCGCACCGCGAGGCUCUGGUCCUUUGAUCGGACGUACCCGCUGCGAAUAUACGCGGGCCAUUUGGCGGAUGUGGACUGCGUCAAGUUCCACCCCAAUUCCAACUACUUAGCGACGGGCUCCACGGACAAAACCGUGCGCUUAUGGAGCACUCAGCAAGGCAACUCGGUGCGGCUUUUCACCGGGCACCGUGGCCCCGUACUAGCGCUGGCGUUUUCUCCCAACGGUAAGUACCUGGCAUCAGCAGGCGAAGACCAGCGGCUGAAGCUGUGGGACUUGGCAUCAGGAACUCUUUACAAAGAGCUGAGGGGGCACACGGACAACAUAACCAGCCUUACUUUUAGCCCCGACAGUAGUUUAAUUGCUUCGGCGUCGAUGGACAAUUCAGUCCGGGUCUGGGACAUUCGGAACACUUACUGCAACGCCCCCGCAGAUGGGUCUUCCAGUGAACUGGUUGGUGUAUAUACCGGACAAAUGAAUAAUGUACUGAGCGUACAGUUUAUGGCCUGUAAUCUCCUUCUAGUGACUGGAAUUGCACAAGAAAAUCAGGAACAUUAAUUUUCUUUUUUUCUUAGGGAAGUGGGUGGGCGUAUGGAAUGCCAGAGUCCAUUGCAAGCUGAGAUUACUGACUGUGAAACACUUUUCUUCCUCUGCCCCCUUGAAAGGCAUGGUCAGGGUGAUGCAAAUGCUUUAAAAUGUCUUGCCCACAAAAAGGCCUGUGCUAUUGAAUGGAAUAAGGGAAAAAGGAGAGGUGAUGACAAUAUGUACACGUUCUAAUCUUGUAGGGAUGGGGAA
Messenger RNA from Eurypyga helias (sunbittern), 2052 nucleotides. It is a transcript of the gene TAF5L, whose product is annotated as TAF5-like RNA polymerase II, p300/CBP-associated factor (PCAF)-associated factor, 65kDa. The transcript has 4 exons. Gene Ontology annotation, cellular component: histone acetyltransferase complex; nuclear protein-containing complex. NCBI's taxonomy places the organism in Eukaryota, Metazoa, Chordata, Aves, Eurypygiformes, Eurypygidae. Gene Ontology annotation, molecular function: transcription coactivator activity; protein binding. Gene Ontology annotation, biological process: regulation of DNA-templated transcription. The record is from RefSeq and is a predicted model, not a curated record. Bases 46 to 1815 code for a protein of 589 amino acids.